UCACUAAUGAUAGCAGGGGCGCGGGUGGUGAAGUCCGGCGAGGAGAGGCGCUGGUGGAGGAUACCGGAGGUAGAACCCAGCAUGAGCGAGGACGGUGGCGAACAUCAGGCCGCCGGAGUGCCCAGAUCUGGCAACAUCCUGGUCCGAGGGCAAGGAGAAAAUAGGGAGGAGGGGCUUCUCGGAUCAGGUGAGCUAUCGGGGGCUUUUAUAGCCCUCCCCGGGGAAGGAAGAAAAUGGCCGUGGCUCGUUCACCGCCGUGAUGCUCGCGAUGGUUGAGCGGGAUCGGAGGCCAUUCAAGAGUCCACGGCAUUUCCGCUCCAGUCUCGCCUCCGUUACCCCGAGGAAGAAGACCAGAGGAUCGCGUCGCGAUCCCCUGUCUCAGUCUCUUCUUCAGCCAUGGACUGAAACCGGUUGCGUCCGCCGGCUUCGGCCCGAUUGGCCCAUUUGGGCCAGUUAUUUUUGUGGUAGCAAACCAAGAUAGUCAAGAUAAAAAGAAUCUUCCACAAAAGACAGCUAGUCAAGAUAAAGAUGAAAGAGGAAUCAGCCAUAAAAGGCACCAUACCAAGUCAAAGAGAGGAAAGAGGAAGAGAUAGAGCAGGCAACCAUGGGGUUUGGAGCAGUCGAGGCGCUGUGGAGAAUAGGAUGGGGAGCGGUUGGCGUGCUGUUACUGCUAUGGGCUUGGAGAGGAUUGGAGCGGCUUUGGUGGAGACCAAGGAUGCUGGAAAGAGCGCUCCGGGCCCAAGGGCUGCGGGGCACCCGGUACCGCUUCCUCUGCGGGGACCUCAAGGAGAACGCCCGGCUCAGCAAGAAGGCCCGGGCCAAACUCAUGCCUCUCUCUCACGACAUCGUCCCUCGGGUCGCUCCCUUCCUUCAUCGUGUCAUGAAGGAAAAUGGUAAAAUGUCAUUCACUUGGUUCGGGCAUCAUCUGAGAGUAGCCAUUAUGGAUCCAGGACUGACAAGAGAAAUUCUGUCCAACAAGUUUGGUCACUUUGAGAAGCCAAACUCACAUCCUCUAGUUAAGUUAUUGGUUGGAGGACUCGCAAGUUAUGAAGGUGAGAAAUGGGCCAAACAUAGGAGGAUCAUCAAUCCUGCUUUCCAUCUAGAGAAAUUAAAGUACAUGCUGCCAGCCUUCUCUGCUUGCUGUGAUGAGCUGAUAGAUAAAUGGGACAGGCUUGUAGCUUCCAAAGGAUCUUGCGAACUGGAUGUAUGGCCUGAAUUCCAGAGUUUCACUGGAGAUGUCAUCUCCCGCACGGCAUUUGGUAGCAACUUUAGAGAAGGCCAACGGAUAUUUCGCCUCCAAGAAGAGCAAGCUGAGCUUGUAAUGCCAGCUAUUCAAAAUAUAUACAUCCCUGGUUUCAGGUUUAUUAUUUCUCUUUUCCUAUUAAUUUUAUUUCAGUUUUCAGUAACUUCAGAGGAACAAUCUCCAAUAUGUAAGAAGAACAAAAAAAGGAAAAAACAUAUUAAAAGAACUUCAUCCUAUUUUAUUUCUCAAUUCUAAUAUUGUGUAAUACCCAUGAAAAAAAAAAGAAAAAAAAA
Messenger RNA from Phoenix dactylifera (date palm), 1536 nucleotides. The record is from RefSeq and is a predicted model, not a curated record. NCBI's taxonomy places the organism in Eukaryota, Viridiplantae, Streptophyta, Magnoliopsida, Arecales, Arecaceae.